AACCAAUGAUGUCAUAAUGUGUGCCUCGUUGAGCAGCCUCGGUACGGUCGUGGAUGAUGGCGGUGGAAAUCCAUGGUGCACGGCAGGUCAAUUUAUGUCAGCUGUGAAGGGCAGCCCGAUUAAUGACAUAGAGCUGACUGGUGUCAAGAACCACGAGAUGGAGCUUGUGAAUCCUGUGUUGCGUGCCGUCCAAAAUGUUCGUGCGAUUCUCAAAUCGCACAAAACCCUUGACGUCGAUGAGAAAGGACAGGGUUGUGAUUCAGAGACUUGGCCAAAAUCUUUCGGCGCAGACCAACGAAGACGACAACGAAGCAAACUAAACAUUGCACGAUCCGACGUGAACUUGUACGAAGUCUGUUACGACGGCCACAAAGGCUACACCAGCAAGGCUUUUAAAUUGUUGUGCUCAGGGACGGACACUUUAAAUGAUUCUCAGACUUUGCAACCUUCGGGGGCAGGACGUGGUUGUCAUAUGGCCGAAAACGAUGUAAAAAGGGCAUUUCCCAGAGUCUAUGACAGGAUGACAGGUCAAGAGAGUAAACAGAGGAUAGGAGCCAGGGAACAAAUUGCUGUGGGUGACAGAUUCUUUAAGAGAAACUUUGUAACUGGAAGUUCCUCGGAACAACGUUUCAACAGAUCCCCCGCUCCAGGCUGGUUUUGGGAAGUUGUAGCGCUGGGUACAAGUCAAGAGGUUUCUAUCAAAAUGGACAAGGACAUGGGUUAUGAGAAAGGACUUUCGGUGGACAAUCAAGCGGAUGUCAAAGGUGGUACCGCGUAUACUGGACGUUUAGGAACAACAAACGGGUACCCGUCUCACGUCAAAGACCGCGCGGCAGGGCGUUUUGUUAGAGGGGCCACACGAAAGGCACCGUGUGCCGGUGCUGGUUAUGAUGAACGUCUUUGUUUCCAAAGUCUAGAGAGGAGGUUGCGAGCUCCGAAAAAAGGAGUGGAGAAGCCCAAAUACUCUGUGGUGAGGAUGUGCUCCGAUUGCAAUCAGUUCACGCCUGUGAGCGAGGAAGUAGUUUCGGAAUUGGCGGGCAAACAGUCUGAGCACGAGAAGACUGCACAACGUAAUGAUGGGAACUGUACAAGGGCUUUGAGAGGAGGAAAUGUCGUUGCUGAUUCUGUUGAGCAAACAAUCAAAGCAAACCACGUAGCCGUAGAUAAUACGCUGGAUCAGAAAAACGUUUCGUUCUGUGUCACCCACGGGGAACGUACAGAAUCCCAGGAAGGUCAUCGUGUGACAGCAGAUGUUUCCAAGACUCCUGCUGAAAAUGUGAAUUUUUCGGACGCUGGAAUCAAAAAGAGAGGCAGUCGAGAGCUGACAGGGGAAAACUACGUUUUAGGAGAAGCACCUGCUGAUGUUAUUCGUGCUCCGCAAGAUAGCAGUCCUCCUUCCCCUUACACACCCGCCCCUGUCGCUUUGGGAGUUUGCCACAGAGAUUCUUCCGCCCCUAGGGUUUCAGGGGGAAAUGCCGAUACCAAAGACAGGGAAGGUACGGAUCCUCAAAGCUGUACAGAAGAAGAAAGCUGUUCUAGAAAACCUUGUGGGAAAAGAUGGAUUUCUCUGGGAACUCCAGUCAAAAAGAAAGACUGGAACAACACUGAAAUGUCAGCUUAUUCCCAUAUACACGUUCCGAAGACGAUGGGGGGUAAGAAAAGCCAUGCGGCACACGAGAAGUCGAGAUCUUCACAGUGCAAUGGUGAAGAGGUCAAGACAGGAGGUCAGGAACCCCACGAAAUGAAUUACCAUCUCAAUCCUUUACAGCUGCUCCCAAACAGAGCCCCAGGGAAACGUCUCGGGAGCAAGCCACUGGGUCAAGCCGUUAUGUACUUCAGCUGUGACGAUAAGGCGGCUCAGAGGUCUGUGGCAGUUCAUCAAAUGCCAAGGUCAAAGGUCAACACAAUGCCACGUUCCCGCAGAUUUCAAGGCCGCGGCAGUAGAGCUAUCCACCACACUCGUGAGCAGGCCAAGUGUGAGGAGACUGGCAGAGAUGUGGGCGUGUCUCAGACAGAGACGAAUGUCAACGUUGGAAGGACGAGUGAGGAAUUCUUUACCAGAUUCCCGAGCCACCAUCAACUGUCCAGCUCUUCCAAUCUUCAGGCCGCCAUAGCUGCCAGUAGAAAGGCUCAACUCAAGUCGCGUGACAGGAAGACGCCAAUUGUUUCGAAAUCCAGUAGUGGAAGACCGACCAGCACACGGGGAGACAGACGUGUGAGUGCGACUCCUGCACACAGACGGCCCGUUGGGUCAGCUCACUCGGACACAGCUGUUUCCGCCCCGGACUCCAUGACGUACCCUGUGCUUAAACCGUCACGACUUGAAACUUUCACCGUCACAAUUUUGAACGGUCACCGUCACUGCUUUAAACGGACACAUAUUAAUUAUUAUUGAGGGUAAAUUGGGUGGUGCCCUGGUGUGGUUUGCUUCUUCUUCCCUAUCAAAUAUAUAUCGCCCUUAUCUCUCCUCUUCCCGGUGUUUUUUGUGUUUCUUACUCUCUUAUCACACCUCAAAUCGUUCGCACUUGUGUGAUCUAAUUGUGCUGCAAGUGCAGUAAAACUCUUACUAAAACAAGAUCACAGAUUAAAGGAGAAAUACCACGUGUUUAUAUCAGUCUUUACACCCUUCUCUCGACAUAUCCUAAGAGACACUCUGUACUUAAACUGACCACAAAUUUAACUGACCACAGACUCGAGGACAAGAAAAAUCACAUUUUCACGUUUUUAUAUUCUUGCACUCUUUUCUUGAUUUAUUUCAACCAAAUAUGGUCUCCCAUUCUGUAGAUUCGUGAGUGGCUGGUAGGUGCUCUGGUAUGGUUGGUAUGGUUUGUUCCUUCUUUCCUAUCAAACAUCUGUCCUUCUUUAUUUGCUUUGUACCCGGUAUUUUAUUCUUUACUAACACCUCUAAUCUUCGGUACUUAUAUGACUUUAUGUGUUAUAAAUGUGGUAAAACUGUAGCUGCAAAUAAAAAGAAAACUAAAUGAAGAUUCUUAUAAUGUUGUUUGUUGUAACCCCAAGAAGACGUCAUCGCCCGUGACUUUGGCGCCUGAUGUAACCGUCCGUUUGUGCCUACAUUUGGUAGCUUUUGAGCACAAGUGGGCUAUCCCGAAAAAUGCUGUUUCGAGAAAAUCGAAGGUAAAGAUUUUGCCCCUUAUUCAGU
Molecule: messenger RNA, 3160 nt
Organism: Aplysia californica (California sea hare)
Lineage: Eukaryota; Metazoa; Mollusca; Gastropoda; Aplysiida; Aplysiidae
Source: RefSeq, a predicted model, not a curated record